This is a messenger RNA of Scleropages formosus (Asian bonytongue), 3925 nucleotides long. RefSeq names its product ribosomal protein S6 kinase alpha-3-like. Gene Ontology annotation, molecular function: magnesium ion binding; ATP binding; protein serine/threonine kinase activity. NCBI's taxonomy places the organism in Eukaryota, Metazoa, Chordata, Actinopteri, Osteoglossiformes, Osteoglossidae. The transcript is spliced from 22 exons. The coding region runs from base 294 to 2513 and encodes 739 amino acids. The record is from RefSeq and is a predicted model, not a curated record. Gene Ontology annotation, biological process: protein phosphorylation; intracellular signal transduction.
GACAGCCAGGUGAGGAGCCCGGCGCCAUGUUGGGGAAAGCGGAAGUGAGCGCUCGUGCGAGCGAGUUAACGGGGGCAGCGGGCGUGUGAAGAACGAGAAGAGAACGAGGGGGGUCUGUGUGUAUGUGUGUGGACGGCUCGCUGAGAGUGUGUCCGGGCAUCGUCAUCGCCAUUAUCAUUAGUGUCGUCAUCGACAUCGCCGUCUCUAGAGUCUAGCGGCUCCGUCAGUGGCGCGAGACUACUACUAGCCCCUAGGAGAGCAGAGGAGCCGCGCUCCGAGUCCGGCAGCCCGACAUGCCGCUGGCGCAGCUCGUGGCAGACCCGUGGCAAAGGAUGGGGCUGGGCGCGGGCCUCGCGGAGGGGCCGCCCGAGGUCUUGGACGAGUCCAUGGGUGACGAGGACACUCCUUCCUGUGCUGAUGAAGGCUCUGUGAAGGAGAUCAACAUCACCCAGCUUGUGAAGGAGGGCUCUGAGAAGGCCGAUCCAGGACAAUUUGAGAUCCGCAAGGUUCUGGGCCAAGGCUCCUUCGGGAAGGUUUUUCUGGUGAAGAAGAUUGUAGGCCCGGAUGCUGGGCAGCUGUACGCCAUGAAAGUGCUGAAGAAAGCCACGCUCAAAGUGCGAGACCGUCUUCGUACCAAAAUGGAACGAGACAUCUUGGUAGAGGUGAACCAUCCCUUCAUAGUGAAGCUGCAUUAUGCAUUUCAGACGGAGGGAAAGCUCUACUUGAUCUUAGAAUUCCUCCGAGGAGGAGAUCUCUUCACACGUCUUUCCAAAGAAGUGAUGUUCACAGAGGAGGAUGUGAAAUUCUACCUUGCUGAGCUUGCUCUGGCAUUGGACCACCUGCACAGCCUGGGCAUCAUCUACAGAGACCUGAAGCCUGAGAACAUUCUCUUGGAUGAAGAAGGUCACAUCAAGUUGACAGACUUUGGACUGAGCAAAGAGUCUAUAGACCACGAGAACAAAGCGUAUUCCUUCUGUGGCACAGUGGAGUACAUGGCCCCGGAGGUCGUCAACCGUAGAGGCCACACCCAAAGCGCUGACUGGUGGUCCUAUGGGGUGCUUAUGUUUGAGAUGCUCACCGGGACCUUGCCAUUCCAGGGAAAGGACCGUAAGGAGACCAUGACCAUGAUCCUCAAGGCCAAGCUGGGGAUGCCACAGUUUCUCAGCCUAGAAGCACAGAGCCUUCUGCGUAACCUGUUCAAGCGAAACCCAGCCAACAGACUAGGGGCUGGACCAGACGGGGUCGAGGAGAUCAAGAGACACCCGUUCUACUCCAGUAUAGACUGGAAUAAACUGUUCAGGCGAGAGAUUCAUCCUCCAUUCAGACCGGCCAGCGGUCGACCUGAUGACACUUUCUACUUCGACCCUGAGUUCACGGCAAAAACUCCCAAAGACUCACCAGGCGUGCCCCCCAGUGCUAAUGCCCACCAGCUAUUCCGUGGCUUCAGCUUCGUGGCCAUCAGUCCAGAGGAGGAAAGUGAACCGCUGACCAGUGCAGGAGUGCACUCCAUCGUCCAGCAGUUACACAGGAACACAGUACAGUUCAGCGACGUAUACGAUGUGAAGGAGGACAUCGGUGUCGGGUCCUACUCUAUCUGCAACCGCUGUGUCCACAAAAGCUCCAAAAUGGAGUUUGCGGUCAAGAUCAUCAACAAAGCGAAGAGGGACCCCGCAGAGGAGGUGGAGAUCCUGCUGCGCUACGGACAGCACCCCAACAUCAUCACCCUCAAGGAUGUAUACGACGAUGGACGUUCAGUCUACCUGGUGACGGAGCUCAUGAAGGGAGGAGAGCUGCUGGACAAAAUCCUACGGCAGAAGUUCUUCUCGGAGAGGGAGGCCAGUGCAGUUCUCUACACAAUCACCAAGACCGUGGAGUACCUGCAUACUCAGGGGGUGGUCCACAGGGACCUGAAGCCCAGUAACAUCCUGUACGUGGACGAGUCGGGGAACCCCGAAUCCAUCCGCAUUUGCGACUUUGGCUUUGCCAAGCAGCUGCGCGCCGAAAACGGGCUCCUCAUGACACCCUGCUACACGGCCAACUUUGUUGCCCCUGAGGUGUUGAAGAAGCAGGGUUAUGAUGCAGCCUGUGACAUCUGGAGCCUGGGGGUCCUGCUGUACACCAUGCUAACGGGAUUCACCCCGUUUGCGAACGGGCCUGACGACACACCAGAGGAGAUCCUGGCACGGAUUGGCAGCGGGAAGUUCUCUUUGACAGGCGGGUACUGGAAUUCUGUGUCUGCUGAAGCCAAGGACCUGGUGUCCAAGAUGCUGCAUGUAGACCCCCACCAGAGGCUGACUGCUGCACAGGUGCUCAGGCACCCCUGGAUUGUGCACCGGGACCAGCUGCCCAAGUUCCAGCUCAACAGACAGGAUGCUCCUCACUUAGUCAAGGGUGCAAUGGCCGCUACGUACUCGGCGCUCAACAGGAAUGUCUCUCCCAUGCUGGAACCCGUGGGCUGCUCCACUCUGGCUCAGCGUAGGGGCCUGAAGAAGUUGACAUCGACUGCCCUGUGACCCUUAACCCCUCACCUUGCACCUUUGGGACGUCAUCCUAGAAUGUACUUCAGGACACACUGGGCCGCUCUUCGGCACCCCUGGCGGAGGUCAUAGGGGACUCAGAAGCACAUUCCCCUUCGCCAAACCCCUCAUCACUGCUGCCUCAGAACCAAAUUGAAAACCGAGAUUGUCCUCUCCACGGGUGUUUUAUCUCCCUGUGCAGAUUAUUUUGUAAAAAUUACGGAUCUUUACACGAAAGGUUAUAAAUUUAAAGUCAUAUAAUGUAUUUUUUAUUCUUUUAGAGUUUUGGUUUAGUACCAGGUAUUGGGUUGGAUUUUUAGUCCCUGGAGACAGGAUGGAGGUUCAGUUCCUGGAGAUGGGAUGGGAUGAAAGUUCAUUGCUUGGGGUCGGGAUGGGAUGUGUGUUUUGAGAAUGCUGAUUGUCUUAGUACCGUGCUAAGACUGAGCAUAAUGGACACCUCAUCUUUAUUAAUGGUAGUGAAUUUUGGUCUUUGUCUCCCCUCUUUGCCAUGUUCCUGUUUUUUUUUCCCUGUUUGGAUUACCAGUGAACAGUGCGAGUCCACUUGUUUUCACAAUGGCUUUGGUGAACAUGUGUAAUGAGGAAAUGAGGCACCAUGUCUUCCCAGCUCUCCUACAGCAGUUACCACAGAUGUAGGACACCUGUGUGUUGCUUUGCUUCCACUCUCCUCCUGUCCAAUUCCUCUUAAUCAGCUUCUGUCCAGGGCAGCCCUCACUUUUCACUGGUACGUUAUGUUGAUGUCGUGUAUGUUGGUGCUUUUUUUUUUUUUGCUGUGCUCACCAAGAGCAUUAGUGGUAAACACAACAUGAGCUUCUGCACUCUGCUUGCUUUUACUCCAACUUCUACUCAAUCAGGUAGAAAGCCGUGGUUCUGAUGAGUGAACCUGUGUGGCAGCCAGCCGACCGCAUGUCCAACCCUCAGAAUACCGGUCCUAAUGACUCCCCGAUGCAUUUUUAAUCCCCUUUAAAGGACAAUAAGGGACAAGAGUGACAAUAAGGGAUAUUUUACAUUGUGACUUUUAAUCCAGUUUUUAAGAGCUGAUUUGAAAACUGUAUUUUUGUAUUUGUGUGGAGAAUCAGAUUUUGUACUCUUGUGCUUGGCUUGUUAGGGUGAGUAUGUGGCAGGGACUAGCAGGUUAGUAUUUUUAUAAUUAAAGUAUAUAUUUUUUCUGAAAUUUAAGUUUCAGGGGGUGCCUCAGCACCCACAGUCAAAGGAUAAUGCAGAUGAAUUUUGGAAAAUUCCUACAUUAAUCUCUCACAGCAUUUUUAUAUUUUUAAAGCACUGGAAAAUAGUGUCUGCUUGUGUAUUUAUGUCAUAAGUUGCUGCAGCUUUGAAACCUUAUUGGGAGACAAAUCAUUUGUAUUGACAAUAAAAGAAUAUUGCGUAGAAAA